AUGGCAUCUUUGGGUCGCAGCCGCAAGCCGUACGUUCCUAUUGACACGUGCAGCCCCGGUGGAACGUGGAUUGAGGAGAAACGGUAUAAUAGAGCUCGCCACGAUGAUGGUGCCCAUCACGCCCGUAAAGUUCUCUGCGGAAACUGGCAGGAGGAAAAGGCGCUCGAGGAUGAUCUCCUCACACAGCCGUCCCUGAUGCCCGGCACCGUGCAGGCGGACACCUUCACCACCACGGCGGUACUGCAGGCAAGUCUCGAUGUGAUACGCGAGGAUACCCGUGGUCGCUACACUGGAGGUUAUCAAUCAACUCCCUAUCUCACCGCAGAUGCACGUAAUCCACAUCUUCGACUUCUAGAGACAACACAACGUCAUGACUUCUGUGAGGAAAACGCUGACGUAAAACGUCUGAGGCGUCCUGAUAUGGGUGUACGUAGUCGUGUUCUUCUUGAAGUGGCAAUUGACGCAGCACGUACAGAGAAGGAACUCCAAGAUACACAGCUGCAGCAACAACAACUCCGUGCGAGUGUGUCAACAGAUGGUGAUAAUGUUUAUCUCAGUACAUACCACAAGUCGCAUUGCCGUGAGGAAGAACUUCCUGUUAUUGAUGAACUGCGUAAUGAUUACCUCUCAGAUGAGCCUAUUACACUAUACACAGGCAAUCCUGAGACAGGUUGCACCAUGACGGUACAUGGAAAGACGCCAGUGGAACCAGUUGAAGGACGCUCGCGGUUUGGCCGCCAUACGUACUUCACGGAACGCAAAUACGCUCUCUAG
Trypanosoma theileri is the source of this 774-nucleotide messenger RNA. RefSeq lists its product as uncharacterized. Bases 1 to 774 code for a protein of 257 amino acids. Lineage: Eukaryota; Euglenozoa; Kinetoplastea; Trypanosomatida; Trypanosomatidae. The transcript has a single exon. The record is from RefSeq and is a predicted model, not a curated record.